AUGCUGGUUGAUCCUAGAGAGCCGAAAAAACAAUUUAAAGGUUACGAAACAUGUCCGAGUAAUUCCCAUGAAUAUAUCACAAACUUCGAAUGUACUGGUACGGAUAAAUACCUUCUUCAUGAAUCCAUGCUUUCAUUCUAUUCUGGUCAUUCUGCUUUCAGCUUUUAUGCGGCAUGGUAUACGGCACUUUACUUGGAAGCUCGGCUUUACCGACCACUGUUUAGUCGCUUACUUUUGCCGGUGAUUCAGUUUGCUUUAUUCGGUGGCGCUGCAUAUGUAGCCCUUACCCGAGUUAGCGACUACAAGCAUCAUUGGUCGGAUGUGUUGGUUGGCUCAUUAUUCGGUUCUGCAUUUGGCAUUGUUGUGGCAUUAUUUGUUGCAAAAGUAUUUUCGCGUCGUGAGAUACCAUCGUGUGAUGCUCGUUAUUUCAAUCGUGAAUUUGGCUUAGCUUCUCAAUUUGAACGAGCUUUUCCAUUAUCAGACGUGGAAACUGGAAUGGGUAAUGUUAUACGAAGUGAUAGACCAGACAGCGGUGCGCAAGUUACCACUUCACAUAAUAUUACUAUAACUGGAAUGAUGGCACCAAAUGUAAAUGAAGUCAGGAAUAAUCAAAUGGCUCCAUUAGCGCGACCAGCAUCACGAAACCAGAGAUUGUAA
Messenger RNA from Cercopithifilaria johnstoni, 657 nucleotides. The record is from the annotation of a GenBank genome assembly. Lineage: Eukaryota; Metazoa; Nematoda; Chromadorea; Rhabditida; Onchocercidae.